Molecule: messenger RNA, 5299 nt
Organism: Alosa sapidissima (American shad)
Lineage: Eukaryota; Metazoa; Chordata; Actinopteri; Clupeiformes; Clupeidae
Product: cGMP-dependent protein kinase 1
Exons: 18
Coding region: 405-2411 (668 amino acids)
Biological process (GO): protein phosphorylation
Molecular function (GO): ATP binding; cGMP-dependent protein kinase activity
Source: RefSeq, a predicted model, not a curated record
AGCAUAAACUCCGUUUGGCGAACGAGUCCUAGUGUUUCUUUAGGCACCAACUCAGGAUGUCUUCAGCGGACGGUGAGGUUCCUGUUGGUGGAGCGACUCUCCCUGCGCGUUCUGCCUCUGUUCCUGUCCGGAGUGACGGUGUCUUGGGAGCGGAAGAGCUGUUCUAAUUGGUCUCUGAAUGAGAGAUCAUAAUCUUCAGUUCCCAAGAGGGUCCGUGGAUUCACCGCCCUGCACCGUGCACACCGACUACUGUUCCUCCAUUCAGUCCGAAACACGUGGAUUCGGGAUAUAGCUCAUCUCUGCCUUCGUUUUGUAACGUUUUUUGAAGUCACCAGUGUUUGUGAUUGUGUUGGAUUGUGUGUGUUUUAUUCGGGACGCCUGAGGAAGUUUGUCAACAUUUCAUAAUGAGCGACUUAGAGGAGGACUUCGCAAAAAUUUUGAUGUUGAAGGAGGAGAGGAUUCGCGAUUUGGAGAGGCGUUUAGAAGAAAGAGAAGAUGAAAUUCAUGAGCUCAAAAGAAAACUGCACAAAUGCCAGUCGGUUUUGCCGAGCGCGCAGAUGAUCGGACCCAGGACCCGACGCGCACAGGGGAUAUCGGCAGAGCCGCAAACGCAUCAGGACCUGUUCCGACAAACCUUCAGGAAAUAUGCCAAAUCUGACAGGUCCAAGGAGUUGAUCAAAGAAGCCAUCCUGGAUAAUGACUUCAUGAAGAACCUGGAGAUGUCUCAGAUCCAGGAGAUAGUGGACUGCAUGUACCCGGUGGAGUACGGCAAAGAUAGCUGCAUCAUCAAGGAGGGCGAUGUGGGCUCGCUCGUCUACGUAAUGGAAGAGGGCAAAGUGGAGGUGACCAAAGAGGGGCUAAAGCUUUGCACCAUGGGACCAGGGAAGGUGUUUGGAGAACUCGCCAUUCUCUACAACUGCACGCGCACAGCCACGGUCAAGACUUUGGUCAAGGUGAAGCUGUGGGCCAUCGACAGACAAUGUUUCCAGACAAUCAUGAUGAGGACAGGCCUCAUCAAGCAUUCAGAAUACAUGGAGUUCUUAAAAAGCGUUCCCACAUUCCAAGGCCACCCUGAGGAGAUCCUCAGCAAAUUAGGUGAUGUCUUAGAGGAGACGCACUAUGAGAACGGAGAUUACAUCAUCCGACAGGGGGCCAGAGGCGACACCUUCUUCAUCAUCAGUAAGGGAAAGGUGACAGUGACGAGAGAGGACUGCCCUGGUGGGGAGCCUGUGUUGCUACAUUCUCUGGGGAAAGGAGACUGGUUUGGAGAGAAAGCACUGCAAGGAGAAGACAUCAGGACGGCUAAUGUCAUUGCAGCCGAAGCAGUUACUUGUCUGGUUAUCGACAGAGACUCCUUUAAACACCUCAUUGGGGGACUGGCAGAUGAAUCCAGUAAAGGGCAAGAGGAUGCUGAGGCCAAGGCCAAGUACGAGGUGGAGAACGCCUUCUUCUUCAGCAUCAACCUCGCCGACUUUAACAUCAUCGACACGCUCGGGGUCGGAGGUUUCGGCCGAGUGGAGCUGGUUCAGCUAAAGAGUGACGAGUCCAAGACGUUUGCUAUGAAGAUCCUGAAGAAGCGCCACAUAGUGGACACGCGGCAGCAGGAGCACAUCCGCUCCGAGAAGCUCAUCAUGCAGGAGGCUCACUCCGACUUCAUCGUCAGACUGCACAGGACGUUCAAGGAUAGUAAAUACCUGUACAUGCUCAUGGAGGCGUGUCUGGGAGGAGAACUGUGGACCAUUCUCAGAGAUCGAGGUUCAUUCGAGGACGCCACCACCCGUUUCUACACGGCGUGUGUGGUGGAGGCUUUCGCUUAUCUGCAUUCCAAAGGCAUUAUCUACAGAGACCUCAAACCAGAGAACCUGAUACUGGACCACAGAGGCUAUGCUAAACUAGUGGACUUUGGCUUUGCCAAAAAGAUUGGCUUUGGGAAGAAGACAUGGACGUUCUGCGGUACGCCGGAGUAUGUAGCUCCAGAGAUCAUCCUGAACAAGGGCCAUGACAUCUCAGCGGACUACUGGUCCCUGGGCAUCCUCAUGUACGAGCUGCUCACCGGGAGUCCUCCAUUCUCUGGACCGGAUCCCAUGAAGACUUACAACAUCAUCCUAAGAGGCAUUGACAUGAUUGAAUUCCCAAAGAAGAUCACAAAGAAUGCUGCCAACCUCAUCAAAAAGCUAUGCAGGGACAAUCCGUCUGAAAGACUGGGAAACUUGAAAAAUGGUGUCAAGGACAUCCAAAAGCACAAAUGGUUCGAGGGCUUUAACUGGGACGGUCUACGGAAAGGCACCCUCUCCCCUCCCAUCAUCCCCAACGUAACCUCACCAACGGACACAAGUAACUUUGACAGUUUCCCAGAAGACAACGAGGAACCCCCACCUGAUGACAACUCAGGCUGGGACAUGGAUUUCUGAACCCACCAUACACAGACAGACUGAAAGACUAAAUCCAACUACAUAUAUGCACACACACACACAACCACACACACACCCACCCACACACACACACACACACACACACACACACACACACACACACACACACACACAGACACUGUUACAGUGUGGUCUUGGUUCAAGGUCUUAGAGGCAGUCAUAUGAUAGGAAUAGGUCUAGGAUGAGGCCACCAAUAUGCCUUCGCACUGGGAGAGAGCUCAAGUGGGAUUUCAGGGCUUGUUCACACAAACAAACAGACAGACACACACACAAACUCCAAACGUAGCUCAAAUAUAAGCGAUGCCUAUCAAAGAGUGUGACUGCAAAAAGUAUGUGUGGGAAUGUUUGCAAAUGUAUGUUCGGGAGAGAAAGACUUACAUUGACUUAAUUUGCGUGAAUGGACAGUAUGUGUUUAUGUGUGUUCUAUUUAGAUAUUUUUGUGUGGACGCUAUUUACUGUAGGUCAGGAUAGGGUGGGUAGGGGUUGACUCAUAAGGACCUCGUGCAUGUCUCCCAUGACGGCCUCUGACUGGUUGGAACACUGGUUCAUGCACCAAUCUCUGUGAAAAACGAUGCCUGAGUGUCCAAAAAGCUAAAUGCUCAUUGGCUCAAAUCACUGUACGUCCAAGCUCAUCCAGCCUAUCAGGAGAGGAGAGCUGUAGACAGACCUGAAUGUUGUUGCUCUUAAUUUAGUCAUGCAUAUGGCACAUGUACAUAGCCACAUAUAAACACUCCAACUCGUGUGCAAACACUCACUUACAUAGCGUAGUAGUAUUUAUCUCUUAAAUGAAAAAGAAAAGACAAAAAGUACAAGGAUGGUUUUGUUUGUAUUUCUUUUAAGUUUACUUCAAGAUUAAGGGACAUAUUUUAUUUUGACUGACCUUACAUUUUCAUGUAUGACCCAUCUGCAAAAGAAGCUUUUGUCACAUACAAUCCCAGCAUUCUCUCGCUUUCUCUCUUUUUCUUUCUUACUUUCUUUCUCUCUUUUUCUUUCUCACUUUCUUUCUCUCUCUCUCUCUCGUAGUUCUGCAGUUAUGUAGGCGUUGUGGAUGAGCAUAUGCUGUGCCGAAUCACAGCCCCACAAAUAGAACACGUGUGCCUCUCAAAUAGAAAUUCGUUCAUUUCAUUUCUCAGAGAGCCCUUCUGUAGCCACAGUCUUCAUAUUUCCCACCGUCAUUUUCUGACUGCAGUGGUUUGUGUGGCUGUGGAAGCGCAGCCAACCUACUGUUCCUCUGCUAACCUACGCUCCACAGGACAGCGUCCAGAGGAGCGUCCAACGCUACCAUUCCUUUAGGCCACUUCCGGGUGUUGCACAGAGACAUUAUGUAAAUAUUUCAACACGGCUGUUAUUGAUAGUAGCCUUCGUGCUAAUGUUUGUUGAAGCUAUCUCGGACCAUGACAAAAAUCUUGACUGUCAAUAGCAGACAAUGGCAGCAUAUUUCUUUGUGUAAUUUCAUCUGCAAUCGUAUGAUUGCAGUUACCAACCAGAAUACCUGUGAGUAUUGGGUAUAUACCUGUGAUCACCUACGUGACUUAAAGACCUGCUGCACCUGUACUGGAAUAUGACAUCAGUAGUGUUGUGUAAGGCUUUUUAUUGUGAUCAAGUAUGCUCACCUGGGAUGAAAUGAUUAACUAGGUUACAGCUGGUCAUGCAUGGUCAGUUGGUUACAAAGUACUUUUGGCCUUAAACCUAAUCCCUGUGAAUAGUUUUGCCCGGUGUUGUGAUUACAGUGAAAAACUGUAAGCUGGGUUAAGGUCACUGCAGGGUCACUCACAACCCAUCCAUCCAGCACACUUCCACCCAUCUACCAUCAGUGUUAAAUCAAGUGCCUUAAUACAAAUGGCAUGACUCCCCAAAACACCGUCCUACACCAACACACCUUAUAGAGCUGCAGCCCAACCAUCAACUCCAAAUAUAUAUUUAUUUAUUUUUCAUUUCUUUCUAUUGGUUUCCCCUCUUCCUUUGUGUAAUAAACAAAAAGUGACAAACCAAACAUGAUCAGGUGAAUUUCCUUUAACAGCCUCCAGUAUAUCUUAGUUUGCACAAUCAGGCCUAGUGUGAUAUGAACAUAAUGCAAAAGUAAAUAGUAGAUAAACACUAUGAGAGGCUCUGUUGGGCUCCAUGCCAUCCUUCACAUGGGUUCAGUUUGUAGAAAUAUGAGAGUUGUGUUUGACAACUUUGAUUAUGCCUUGCCUGGCUGCAUUGAGGUGCUCUCCUCUGUCCAGCCGUCAACAUCCCCUUUCGGCCAAUGGUAAGACCUGAGGACUGUCCCCUACAUUCUCCAGAGCCCAGUCUUUUACACCCUACAGUAGUGUGUGCUCUUAGUCCAAAUGAUGGUGGAACCAUAGAUGUGGACUGUCUUUAAUGAUUAAUACCAAUCAACGAGGAGUCAGCAGUGAUGAUAUGCAGAUUGAAAGCAGAACAAGGAGAUAUGUCCCACACAUAGCAUUUCAUCAUUUCAUUUCAGUUUGGGGGGGGGGGGGGGGGGCGACACACAUCUAGACCUUAUCACCCUGUGCAUCUUUCAUUCUGUUGUUACUGUAUAUUUUUUUUCAAAUGCAGAGAAUGCCAGUAUGGCCUAGAACCUUAUGUGUGAGAUGUGUGAUGAUCUUCUGGUUCUACCUAUAGGAUUAUAAAAACAACAUACAUUCUUACUUGUUUUAUCAUGGUCGGCAAUUUCUAAAACAUUUUAGAUAUAGACAAACAGUAAGGAUUAAGCAUGCUCUCAAGCAUGACGAUUAGGCUGUCUUAACACAUUGUUUGCAAUUAUUCAAGACAAAAUGUGUAAGUACUGUUCAAUUUGACUUGGGAUUUUGAUGUAAGGGACUGUUCGUUAUUUAUAAACGGGGCCACCGGAGGAAAAUAGG